Molecule: messenger RNA, 3150 nt
Organism: Tarenaya hassleriana
Lineage: Eukaryota; Viridiplantae; Streptophyta; Magnoliopsida; Brassicales; Cleomaceae
Product: probable LRR receptor-like serine/threonine-protein kinase At1g67720
Exons: 15
Coding region: 255-3038 (927 amino acids)
Biological process (GO): protein phosphorylation
Molecular function (GO): ATP binding; protein binding; protein kinase activity
Source: RefSeq, a predicted model, not a curated record
AGAGAACUUUAUUUCUCGGAAUGAAGAAAAAGAAGGAAAUAUUAAAAAGAUAUAUUCCGAAAAUGAAAUGGAGAAAGACAAAUCCUCGGUGAAAAACCAUUGUAGAGAAUUCCAGUUUGAUUCUUUGCUCAUUGUAUUCUUAGCCCACAAAAUUCUCUCCAUCUCCUAACCCUUCAAUCCCAAAAAGUUUUUCUUUUCUUUUCAUAUAUUAAAAAAAAUUGAGAGUAUCGAUGUGUGUGUGAGAGACAACUUCAAUGGGUUUGUCUUCAGUUUCAGUGGCGAUAGCAUUCUUGUUCAUAGUACCAUCUGUACUUUCCCAGGUCGCAGAGUUUGUAAGUAUAGACUGCGGUGGCUCAAGUAACUACACAGACCCAAGAACUGGAUUGGGAUGGGUUUCAGACACAGAGAUCAUGAAACUGGGGAAACCGGUAACUGUGGAUAGUUCGGACGGGAGCUCAAUGCAAUACCGGAGGAGAAGAGAUUUUCCAACGGACAACAAGAAAUACUGUUACAGGCUGAGCACUAAAGAGAGAAGGCGGUACAUUGCUAGAGCAACGUUUCUGUAUGGAAGUUCGGGGGGUGAGGACGCAUACCCGAAAUUCCAACUCUACUUAGAUGCAACUAAAUGGGCAACAGUGAUGAUUCAGGAAGUUUCGAGGGUUUAUGUAAAGGAACUGAUCAUAAGGGCUCCUUCCGAUUCCGUGGAUGUGUGUGUGUGUUGUGCAAUCACCGGCUCUCCUUUCAUCUCGACUCUCGAGCUUCGGCCUUUGAAUCUGUCAAUGUAUGCUACAGAUUAUGAAGAUGAUUUCUUCUUGAAGGUUGCGGCAAGAGUGAAUUUUGGUGCUCCAAACAUGGAUGCCUUGAGGUACCCAGAUGAUCCGUAUGACAGAAUCUGGGAAUCGGAUAUCGAUAGAAGGCCAAACUAUCUAGUAGGAGUUGCUCCUGGAACUACAAGAAUCAAGACGUCAAAGAGUAUAAAUACGAUGACGAGAGAGUAUCCACCUGUGAAAGUGAUGCAAACAGCAGUAGUUGGCACACAAGGAGUGCUCAGCUAUAGGUUGAACCUGGAAGAUUUCCCUGCCAACGCUCGAGCUUAUGCUUACUUUGCUGAGAUCGAAGAUCUAGGACCUAAUGAAACACGGAAAUUCAAAUUGGCACAACCGUACUUCCCCGACUAUAGUAAUGCAGUGGUGAAUAUUGCUGAGAAUGCUAAUGGAAGCUACACUCUCUAUGAACCGAGCUACAUGAACGUGACUCUAGAUUUUGUUCUGUCAUUCUCCUUUGAGAAGACUAAGGAUUCUUCACGAGGGCCAAUCCUAAAUGCAAUCGAGAUAAGCAAAUAUCUGCAAAUUUCUGAAAAAACCGACAGGACUGAUGUGACUGUUCUUCAUGCAAUUCGCUCGUUGGCCCCUGGAAGCGAUUGGGCGAAUGAAGGGGGAGAUCCUUGUAUUCCAGUUCAGUGGUCGUGGAUAAACUGUAGCUCAACCUCACCACCGAGAGUAACGAAAAUUGUUUUAUCGAGAAAGAAUCUGAGGGGCGAGAUUCCACCAGAGAUCAACAACAUGGAGGCAUUGACAGAGCUCCGCGCUGUCUUGACCGGAAUCCUACCAGAUAUGAGCAACCUUAUCAACCUGAAAAUUGUACAUCUAGAAAAUAACCAGCUUAAUGGAUCACUCCCAUCAUACCUCAGCCAUUUGCCUAACCUACAAGAACUGUUCAUAGAAAAUAACUCGUUCAGCGGGACAAUACCCCCAGCAUUGUUGAAGGGCAGAGUAGAAUUCCGAUACGAAAAUAACCCUCAACUGCAGAAAGAGACACAGAGAAAACACUUGAGGCUGAUACUGGGGAUAUUAAUAACCGUUAUUGUAAUUAUAUUACUGCUAGUUGUAGGAAGUCUUGUUUUAUUUUGUUAUCUCCGAAAGAUGAGGACAGGUGAUAAAGGUGAUUCCUCUGAGAAUAAAACCAAAUGUUCGGUAGCUUAUUUAUCUGUGCGAGGCGGACACUUACUGGAUGAAGGUGUCGCAUAUUUUAUCUCGCUUCCAUUGCUCGAAGAAGCCACUAACAAUUUCUCCAAGAGAGUUGGGAAAGGAAGCUUCGGUUCUGUCUACCAUGGCAAAAUGAAAGACGGGAAAGAAAUCGCAGUUAAGAUAACAGCAGAUCCAUCUAGCCACUUGAACAGGCAAUUUGUGACCGAGGUUGCCCUGUUAUCCAGAAUUCAUCACAGGAACCUGGUUCCUCUGAUUGGAUACUGUGAAGAAUCUGAUCGACGUUUACUGGUUUAUGAGUAUAUGCAUAAUGGAACCUUGAGAGAUCAUUUGCACGGAUCAGGUGACUACAAGCCAUUGGACUGGUUAACUCGGUUACAAAUUGCAGAAGAUGCAGCCAAAGGUCUGGAAUACUUGCAUACCGGAUGCAAUCCAAGUAUCAUUCACCGUGAUGUCAAAUCAAGCAAUAUUCUCCUCGACAUCAACAUGAGAGCGAAAGUGUCCGACUUUGGGCUUUCGAGGCAAGCGGAGGAAGACUUAACUCAUGUAUCGAGCGUGGCGAGAGGAACUGUCGGAUACCUUGAUCCCGAGUACUACGCCAGCCAGCAACUAACCGAGAAGAGCGAUGUGUACAGUUUCGGGGUUGUUCUGUUUGAACUAAUAUCCGGAAAGAAACCCAUCUCGGUCGAAGAUUUCGGCCCCGAGCUCAACAUAGUUCACUGGGCAAGAUCGUUGAUCCGUAAAGGGGACGUGUGGAGCAUAAUAGAUCAACAUCUUGUCGGGAACGUAAAGAUCGAAUCGGUGUGGAGGAUAGCGGAAGUGGCGAACCAGUGCGUGGAGCAGAGAGGGAGUUGCAGGCCGAGAAUGCAGGAAGUGAUAAUGGCGAUACAGGACGCGAUCAGGAUCGAAAGAGGAGGAGACGGAGGGAAAUCUUCGUCGUCUUCGUCUUCUUCGAAGGCGAAAUCUUCGUCGAGGAAGACGUUGCUGACGAGCUUUCUUGAGAUGGAGAGCCCCGACAUCUCCAAACACAGCUUAGUUCCAGCCGCCAGGUGAGAGAGUGUGUGUGUUUCAGUGUCCGUACAUCACUUAAUGUAUAAAUCUUGUCUGGUUUUUAGUGUAUUCGAACUGCCACUGUAGUGGAAUGUUUAUCUCUCUGUUCUGUUCA